Molecule: messenger RNA, 1128 nt
Organism: Heterobilharzia americana
Lineage: Eukaryota; Metazoa; Platyhelminthes; Trematoda; Strigeidida; Schistosomatidae
Source: the annotation of a GenBank genome assembly
CUUGAAUCGACCACCACCUACACUUCGUCCAGAAAUACCACCUGCAGCCGCUGAAUUACAAGUGAACAUAAAUCCUCCAACAAAAAUGGAAGUCCUGAACGCCAUAAAGCCACUGGAAUGCGGGAAAGCAGCAGGACCAGAUGGGAUACCGCCAGAAGCACUGAGAACAGACGCAGAGACAACAGCAGACAUGCUCACACCACUAUUGCAGAAAGUGUGGAAGGAAGAGAAGGUACCUGUCGAUUGGAAGAAGGGUUACCUCGUCAAACUGCCGAAGAAGGGAGACCUCAGUGUUUGCAAGAACUGGCGAGGAACCACUCUCCUGUCCACCCCAAGUAAAAUAUUAAGCCGCAUCAUCCUGGAGAGGCUUAAAGAUGCACUGGAUUCGAAACUACAACCGGAACAGGCAGGCUUCAGGAAGUACAAAUCAUGUGCAGACCAAAUUGCAACGCUUCGCAUCAUCAUAGAACAGAGCAUAGAAUGGCAAUCAGCUCUCUACCUCAACUUCAUCGACUUUGAGAAGGCCUUUGACAGCGUCGACCGAGAAGUCAUUUGGAGGCUGCUUCACUACUACGGAGUAUCGCAAACCUUUAUCAGCCUCAUUCAACAACUGUAUGAAGAUGCCACAUGCCAAGUAAUUCACAAUGGGAAGCUCAGUGAUGCCUUGAGGUGAAGUGAAGACAGGAGUGAAACAAGGUUGCCUACUAUCCCCCAUGAUAUUCCUGAUUGUGGUGGACUGGAUCAUGCAACAAACAGUGGGGAGCGAUAAGAGGGGGAUACGCUGGACUGCGGAAAAGAACCUAGAAGACUUGGAUUUCGCCAACGAUGACUUGUGCCUGAUGUCACAUAAACUUGAAGAUCUAACAAGUUGACAGAAGAGGCGGCGAAGACGGGACUUCUAGUGAAUAUAGAGAAGACAGAAGUGAUGAAGAUACCGCACCACCAUCAUCAACAACAACAACAAACUCCAGUCACCAUCAACGGGAGAAACUUAAAGGAAGUAACCUCCUUCACCUAUCUAGGAAGCACUGUUUCAACUACAGGCGCCACAAGCACAGAUGAGGAUGUCAAAGUCAAAUCGGAAAAGCAAGACGCGUUCAUUAGCCUGAAACCAGUGUGGAGAUCUUC